AUAAAUUUGAACAGUUGGGCUCUUUUCUCGCCACAUAUUGUCCUGCGUUUAAAAAUGGCAUCAGAGAUGCAUAUCAGUCGGUAAUGUCGUCGCAUGUGUCAGUCGCACAUAUUGUUGACAUUGUGUAUUAUUGUUUUCAUACAUAAUGAACAGUUAUUAAUUUUACUUUGCAAGUUGAUUUUGGAUUGCAGUUGGACCAAAUAUCUUCUAUUUUUUUACCCUGCAAUAUGAGCAAGAGGAUGCCUAAUAUUCUUAAGAGGCGUGAGGCAAAGAAAGCUAUUUAUUAAUAGCUAUUGAGCGUUUUCAAGCUGAAUGGAUAUUAUAAAAAGUUAUUUGAUAUUAGUAUACCUGAGAUGAAUUAUUAUAAUUAUAAUAGAUGUCUCAUAAUUUAUAGGUAUACCAGUUACACAAGAAUCAAAUACUACAACUGCUUUAAAUGUAAAUAGUAAAAUUAAUGUUAUAGUAUUAAAAGUCAUUCCAGAUAAAGUAUCCAAUAGCAACCAAGAUUUUUUAAAUGGAGAUAUAUGUACAGAUUCGUCAAAUGAUUCGGAUAUUGAAGUCAUAUCCAGCUCAAUCAAAGAAAAGAAAAAUACCGCAAAAAGUAUUACAGCUAGUGCAAAAUAUUUGAAAACUGUUCUUAAAGGAUCCAAAGCCAAGUUAAAAAAUGUAGCAUCAAUUCUUAAGGAAACAAAAACAGAAUCGAGGAGCAUUAAAUCAUUCCUAGUUCCUGAGCAAUCUAAACCUUGUUUAAUGUUAACUAAUCAUACUGUUUCAAGAGAUAAAAUAACUGAUGAUGAAGCUGGAAUUUUAGUCGAAAAUCUGCGAGAUUCAGAAAAAUCUCAGAUUUUCUGUAAAAGUUUUGAAAAUAAUGAAAAUCUGUUGCAUAAAAUAGGUGAAAAUGCCUCAAGGGAUUUUUUUCAACCUAAUGAUCAAAUAAAUAAUACUCUUGAAUCUGAAGAGAAUGUAAAUAUUGUUACACCACAGUCAAUAGAAGAAACUGAAUCAAAUAUUACGCUUAAACAGUUUAAAAAUAAAUUCAAAGUAACCAAACAAUCUAACACUCUUAUGACUUUAAGAAAUGAUACUGAUUUGAAAGAUCAAACGAUUGAUGAUGAAACUGGAAUUUCAUUUGAAGACUUAGUAGAUUUGGCUGAUGAUGAAAAAUUUCCGUGCAUUAAUGACAAAUUGAUGGAUGAUGGAAAUGCACUUAAAAAUUCCUCAAAAAAUUGUCUUUCACCUACUAAAAUCUCAAAUUGUUACGUUGAUCCUGAAAAUUAUGAUGUGAAUAAUGUUACAUUUCAAUUGAGAGAUAAAGAUUUGGUUGAUAAUAGUGAUGGAACUAAACAUGCUUCUUCGAGGGUAAACAGUGUAGCUGAUGAUGAAGCAGACAUUUCUAAAACCAAUGAUGUUCUACAUGGUAUAUCAGAUGAUAGCAUUUCAAAUUCUGAUAGUUAUCGAAAAGGUUUUGUGGACUCAUUGCCUCCUAAAGAUGAUCCAUCUAUAAUUAAUAAUGCACCCUUGAAUAUAACCAGUGUUGGUAAUACUUUAUUAUCUACAGACGAUACUGAAUCAUUGAAUUCACUUGUGAGGCUGAAAUGUACAAAUUGCUUAACUUUGGUUCAGUGUCCUGAGGUAGAGCCGCAAAUGGAGUGCCAGAAAUGUUGCUUGAAAUAUCAAUACCAAUGCAAAAUAUGUACAUCAGGUUUCGUUUCGUUAUAUUCGCUUUAUACCCACCUCAUAAAGUUUCACAGUCGUGGUGAAGCGGUGCAUAGUUUAAUAAUAAAGCCACAAUAUGUUAAAAAGCCUAGGCAAAUCAAAAGGUUGCAAUGUGAUUCUACAGAAAUUUAUAAUUGCCAAAAAUGUGGUUCGGUUUUCAAAUUAGAAACAAUUAAGAAUAAGCAUGAGGCUAUUUGCUCCAGAAAUCCAAAGCUCAACUGCCCAUUUUGCUCUCUUGCUAUGAGCUUUAAAAAGAAUCUUAAAGAACACAUGAUCAAACUUCACUCAGAAUCAUUUGAAAUGAAUGAAGUGGAUGGUAUUAUUAAUCAGAUUGUUAAGGACGGAAAUAAAAAAAGGAGAGAUGAGAAAGCCGCAAGCCUUCUUCAGAUGCUGCAAGUUGCUUACUGCCGCAAGUGCGAUCGCCGCACACCGGUCCACGAAUUGCUGAACGGAGAAAUGAAUUGCGCGAUCUGCAGCGAAAACUUUGUCUUCACCUGCACCGACCCGCAGUGUUCACGGAUUUUCCCGACUGCAAAGGCGCUUAGUUCGCACGCGCGCAUGCUGCACAUCGAGAAGCGCGACCAUUACCGUUGCGCUCACUGUCUCUACGCUACGACGAGCAGCAGGGAUUUAAUAAGGCAUCAGAAGGAUUGCGGCGAUCUGGUAAUCCUGCCGCCACGUCUGUUCGUCUGCCCUAACUGCGACAAGAGUUUUAAGAAAGAGCGCUAUCUGCAAGUUCACCUACAACGCCCUGAAACCUGCGCUCGCAAUAAGCAGCGCGAGCUUGUUUGUCCAAAAUGCAAUAGAACGUUUCGGAUGCAGCACUGGCUUCAAAAUCAUCGUUGCGAGUCUGUAACGACGCCGUUGGAGCUUUCGGAGCCGACCCUGCCAAUGGAGCUAUCUUCCACAGAACUCGUUCCACUCCAAGAGCCAGAAUACCCUUGUCCCGAUUGCGGCAAAGUCUUCAAACAGAUGCGCUGGUUUAAUGCCCAUAAGGAGAAGUACUGCUAUAAGCAGCGAGUACUUUAUCGGUGUGCCCACUGUCGCUACCAGGGUUUCGAAAAGAAGAAACUCAAGGUGCACAUUAGGUGCGCUCACAUACAUCUGUGCACUGGGAAGAAGUUGCGCUGUGUAAAGUGUGGCACCAAGUGGACAAGCAUUUAUUCUCUUAAUAGACAUCUAGAUAACUGUAGCGGUGACUAUGAGACCGAGAGGGUAAAGAUGAGGAGAAAAAAGAAAAAAUCUUGGGAAGAGAUGUUUGGAUACGUUUGAGCUUGCGCGAAUCAUCGAGUCCUAUUGAAAUUUAUGAAAUCAUUAUCUGUCCAGGUAGUAAUUGAAAGAUCAACAGUUGACUAUAUUGCUGUGAUUUUCUGUAAUGUUUAAGUGAAAUAUCAAUUUCAAAUUGCCUUUCCCGGUUAUAUUAAACAGUAACUAAAUUAGGCAAGUUUGAGACUGCUGCCUAACGAUUGUAAUUUUAUAAGCUUAUGGCUGUUAAGAUAUGUAUACUUUUUAUAUUGAGUACGGUUUUUACGUUGAGUGUAUAUUUCUAUAAAAUAGUUACUUCACUGCGUUGUAA
Messenger RNA from Nasonia vitripennis (jewel wasp), 3292 nucleotides. RefSeq names its product zinc finger protein 425. Gene Ontology annotation, biological process: regulation of transcription by RNA polymerase II. Lineage: Eukaryota; Metazoa; Arthropoda; Insecta; Hymenoptera; Pteromalidae. The record is from RefSeq and is a predicted model, not a curated record. Bases 751 to 2988 code for a protein of 745 amino acids. Gene Ontology annotation, molecular function: RNA polymerase II transcription regulatory region sequence-specific DNA binding; DNA-binding transcription factor activity, RNA polymerase II-specific. The transcript has 12 exons. Gene Ontology annotation, cellular component: nucleus.